GUCUCAUCGUUUAUAUCUUUCACGAGCCUAACAUAACGGUUGGAUCGCACGCGCUUCGACGAUCCGCUUAAGUUGACUGUUUGCUUGCAGUUUGCACUGAUUUCGCACCGGCUUUGCGACAAAAAUGGCGGACAAAGAAACUUCGAUUGUGCUCAAAAACGAAGACGAAUCGAACCGGCCUCCGAAUCCUUUUUCUCUGCUGUUCACCAAGUUUACUCAGGUUUUUAAUUUCCCUCCUCGACCACAGCCGCCGGAGAAGAAAGAGAUUGCGAAGGUGGAAACAGAGAAGAAAGAGAUAGUUCGUGAUGGUGAAGUGGUGGGGGUAGCGAAGUCGGCUACGGUUACGUAUCCAGAUGGUCGUUCGAAGACCGUUACUUCGUUGAAGCUUGAAUCGGAAGAUGCGGUUCAAGAAACAAGUCCUGCUGUUCUUUGGCAGGUUUAUGCAAUUGGAGGCUUCUUUGUGUUGAGGUGGGCUAUUGGACGAUGGAAAGAGGGCAGGGCAAGGAAGAAGCCAUCUGAUGAUGUCCCACCAUCACCCACACCCAAUGAUGAUCAGUAGUACCUAUGAAAUAUGGUUAAAAGAUUCCAUCUUUUUUACAUAUGUCGUAUAUUAAUUCAAAUACUCUGUUUAAAUCUGAGAAUUACUUUGAAUAUACAGCUUCCGACUUCUUUUA
Messenger RNA from Lactuca sativa (garden lettuce), 674 nucleotides. RefSeq lists its product as uncharacterized. Lineage: Eukaryota; Viridiplantae; Streptophyta; Magnoliopsida; Asterales; Asteraceae. Gene Ontology annotation, cellular component: chloroplast. The record is from RefSeq and is a predicted model, not a curated record.